This is a messenger RNA of Penicillium malachiteum, 1215 nucleotides long. RefSeq names its product CaiB/BaiF CoA transferase family protein. Gene Ontology annotation, molecular function: catalytic activity. The transcript is spliced from 5 exons. NCBI's taxonomy places the organism in Eukaryota, Fungi, Ascomycota, Eurotiomycetes, Eurotiales, Aspergillaceae. The record is from RefSeq and is a predicted model, not a curated record. The coding region runs from base 1 to 1215 and encodes 404 amino acids.
AUGAUCAAAUUGGCCACCUUAAGUAUUUCAAAGAGUGCCCGACAGCUGUUGCCAUCUACUUUCGACAGAUGCUUGGGCCUGCGCAGGAACCAUACCGCAGCCCAAGGACACGGUCCUUUGCAUGGAGUUAAAGUCAUUGACCUGACGAGAGUUCUAGCUGUACGGAGUUCUGAGACGGGAAUAUUCCGAGGUCCAUUCUGCACACAGAUUCUUGCUGAUUAUGGUGCCGACGUCCUCAAGAUUGAGAACCCCAAAGGAGGAGAUGAUACUCGACUAUGGCGAACGGCCGCGGAAAAGAAAAUUUGGAAGUCGACACAAAAAGAUAUCUCGGCUUAUUUCUGUACAAUCAAUCGGAAUAAGCGGUCGAUGACCCUUAAUCUAAAACAGCAGACAGGAUGUGAUGUUUUGUUUCGUCUUGUGAAAGAAGCAGACGUAGUGGUUGAUAACUUUGUGCCCGGGAAGAUGGACGAACUCGGGAUUGGGUACGAAUCUCUUCGGAAGUUCAACCCAUUAAUAAUUCAUGCUAGCGUUUCUGGUUAUGGUGCAAGUGGCCCAUACGCCAAGCGAGCAGGUUACGAUGCUAUUGUUGCUGCUGAGGCAGGGAUGUUACACAUCACUGGGGAGAGAGACGGACAGCCCACACGCCCAGGACUCGGAAUGACCGACAUGAGCACUGGAUUGUAUCUUCAUGGCGCCAUCAUGGCUGCUUUGUUCUCCCGCGAAAAGACUGGGAAAGGGCAGAAAAUCGAUGCCUCAUUAUUUGAAACCCAGGUGGCCUUGCUGUCCAAUGUGGCGAUGUCAUGGCUGAAUGCUGGGGAGGUCGCUCAACGUUGGGGAACUGCACACCCAAGUAUAGUUCCAUAUCAGGCUUUCAAAACGAAGGAUUCGUACCUAGUCUUUGGUGCUACAAAUAACCGACAGUUCCAAGUACUGUGCAAAUUGCUGGGCCGCACAGAUCUGGCGACAGAUGCUCGUUUUGCUGACAACAAUUCUCGAUUGAAGAAUCGAAAAGAGCUAACUGCAACUCUCAGUGAAAUUCUCAUUUCCAAGCCAACAACCGAAUGGAUGAGAAGACUGGAAGGGAGUGGAAUGCCCUAUGGGCCGAUCAACUCCAUUGAUUCAGUAUUUUCCCACCCACAAACAGCAGCCAGGAGAAUGGUACAGACUUUGCCAUUUGAUGCCCUUUCCUGUGGUGAGCUUAAGCUUCUAGGUUAG